Messenger RNA from Prunus armeniaca (apricot), 3300 nucleotides. The record is from the annotation of a GenBank genome assembly. NCBI's taxonomy places the organism in Eukaryota, Viridiplantae, Streptophyta, Magnoliopsida, Rosales, Rosaceae.
AUGAUGAACCAAGGAGGUAAUACUGAGACCGUUGCUCCACUGGACCCCAAUUCUCUUGAGAAUCGCUAUAUUGUUAAUGCAAGCCAAGGACAGACGCCUUCAUAUCCUCCCUCAACAACUGGUUCAGAAGCGUCAUCAUGGACCGUUCAUAGGGUGGAUAAUAGCUCCACAGAUAAUGGGACUCAUUCUCAUUCAACUUAUCAAUAUGAUCAGCAUCCACAGCCACCUGGGAGUAGUUCAUCGAGUUUGGGAACAGUAAAUACACCACAAGACUACAAUACCUAUGCUUCAUACCAAAAUUCUGCGGAUCCAUAUGGUUAUGGAAGCGCAGGAUACCAAGGUUACUAUAACAACUAUCAGCAGCAAUCCAACACUUCCUACCCACAGCCCGUAGGAGCAUAUCAAAAUACAGGUGCUCCUUAUCAGCCUCUUUCCUCAUUUCAGAAUACAGGGUCUUAUGCUGGGUCUGCAAGUUAUUCAAGCACUUACUACAAUCCUGCUGAUUAUCAGACAGCUGGAGGUUACUCAAGUAGCGGUUACAAUAAUCAGACCACUGCUUGGAAUGGCGGAAAUUAUGCAAAUUAUACCUCUAAUCAGUAUGCACAGUAUGCUCCAGAUACCAGUGCUGCAUAUAGUUCUGGUACUGCGACUUCCACUUCGCAAAAUUAUCAGCAACACUACAAGCAAUGGGCAGAUUAUUACAGUCAAACAGAAGUCAGCUGUGCUCCUGGGACUGAGAACAUUUCUGUUACUAGUACACCCAAUGUGGGAUGUCCGGUUCCAGGUGUUACCACUGGGUAUCAAACCUCAGACAUCCAGCUACCACCACCACCUCCGUACGCUCCUUCUUGGAGGCCAGAACCCAGUCCACCUGAAUUGCCAUCAGUGCAGUCUGGUGCUCAUGAUGGUUACUGGAAUCAUGGGGCUCCUACUUCUCAAUCUCAAAUUCACCACAGUAGUCCUAUGCAACCACACUUUCAAAAGUCUUUGGAUCAGAAAACUUCUUAUGAUAGCUUUCUGGAUCAACAGAAAAGUGCAUUUUCCCAAGCACCCAACAUGCAGUAUCCUGCUUCUCAGCAGGUGCCCCAUGUGUCCAAUACUUACCAGCCACCCUCACAAUCUGUACCAUCCCAUGCGUCUCAUACUUACCAAUCACCCUCACAACCUGUUCCAUCCCAUGGGUCUCAUAGCUACCAAUCACCCUCACAACCUGUUCCAUCCCAUGCGUCUCAUAGCUACCAAUCACCUUCACAACCUGUUCCAUCCCAUGCGUCUCAUAGCUACCAAUCACCCUCACAACCUGUUCCAUCCCUUGCGUCCCAUAGUUACCAAUCACAUUCACAAGCUGCUCCAUCUGUAGAUACACGAAGAGUAAAUAAACUGCAGAUUCUAACAAACCCUAGAAUCACUUCAACUCUGACCUUGGGUUUACCAAAAACUGAGAAGGAUAGCUCUAUAACCACAUCAGCAGCAAAACCUGCUUAUAUCAGUGUUUCACUGCCAAAGCCGGUUGACAAGGUGACAUCCAGUUGUACUGCUGAUUCUCUACUUAAGCCUGGUAUGUUUCCUAAGUCACUGCGUGGUUAUGUCGAGAGGGCUUUGGCUCGCUGUAAAGAUGAUACACAAAUGGCUGCUUGUCAGUCUGUCAUGAAGGAGAUUAUCACCAAGGCAACAGCUGAUGGUACACUUUACACACGAGACUGGGAUACUGAGCCUCUUUUCCCCCUGCCAAAUGAAGAUACUGUUAAUAAAGACAGUUUACAGUCUUCAAACCUUGUUUCGUCAUUGCCAAAGUACAAUAGAAGUCCGAGUAGACGAUCCAGGAGUAGAUGGGAACCUCUACCAGAGGAGAAGCCAGUUGAGAAACCAGCAUCUGCCAAUAAUGAUAGUUUAAAAUUUUCAUGGGUACAUGUCAUUAAUAAGGAAAGAAAGCCAUGGAUGGGGAGUGCUGGGGUCAAGGGUGAUAAUACAAGUAAUGGAAAGUUUGCUUCACUGGAGCAGAAAACUGCAAGUAAGAUGACCCAGAAGCCAUUUAAGAAGCAGCGUCUUUCUGACGGUGUAAGUACUGCUGAGAAUGGUGAUGCAUCUAGUGAUAGUGAUAAGGAAGAAAGUUUAACAGCAUAUUAUGCUGGAGCAAUGGCCCUUGCGGACUCACCUGAGGAAAGAAAGAGACGUGAAAGUCGCUCUAGGCGUUUUGAAAGAGUGCAAGGACAUCGAGCACAAAAUAAUCACUUCAAACCGAAAAAGGCUGGUGGCGGAAACUUGUAUACCAGAAGGGCUAAUGCCUUGGUGCUCAGCAAAAAUUUUGAAGAUGGUGGCAGCAGGGCUGUUGAGGACAUUGACUGGGAUUCUCUUACUGUUAAGGGGACCUGCCAGGAAAUUGAGAAACGUUAUUUGCGCCUCACUUCUGCACCUGAUCCUGCGACUGUAAGGCCGGAGGAUGUUCUUGAAAAAGCUCUGCUUAUGGUACAAAGUUCCCAAAAGAAUUACCUUUAUAAAUGUGACCAGUUGAAGUCCAUUCGUCAGGAUCUGACUGUCCAACGAAUUCGCAAUCACCUAACAGUGAAGGUGUAUGAAACCCAUGCUCGCUUAUCAUUGGAAGUCGGGGAUCUGCCGGAGUAUAAUCAGUGCCAGUCACAGUUGAAAUCUCUCUAUGCUGAAGGUAUUGAGGGAUGUCAUAUGGAGUUUUCUGCAUACAACUUACUUUGUGUUAUCCUUCACUCAAAUAAUAACAGAGAUCUUGUAUCAUCAAUGGCAAGCUUGUCAGCUGAAGCAAAAAGGGAUGAAGCUGUUAAACAUGCUCUUGCAGUUCGUGCAGCUGUGACUUCAGGGAAUUAUGUUUUGUUCUUCAGGCUCUACAAGACAGCUCCUAACCUGAGCCCCUGCCUUAUGGAUCUUUAUGUUGAAAAGAUGCGGUAUAAGGCAGUGAGUUGCAUGUGUCGAUCAUAUCGACCUACGAUACCUGUUUCUUAUGUUGCUCAAAUUCUGGGAUUUACCACCAUUGCACCUGCAAAUGAGGGAAGUGAGGAGAAGGAUUCAGAGGGAUUGGAUGAAUGCAUUGAAUGGUUGAAAGUGCAUGGUGCAUGCCUUAUUGCAGAUAACAACGGAGAAAUGCAGAUCGAUACUAAGCCAACAUCUUCAAGUCUUUACAUGCCAGAGACCGACGCGGUGUCCCACGGAGACGCGAAUCUCGCUUUGAGAGCAGUUGAAGAUGAAGAUCAUGCUCUGCCUUCACAAUCUAAAAUGCGCAACAAAGAGUGGGCAUCCCAGACCGAUUGGGCAUUUGGGGUUCCCCUGUAA